This is a messenger RNA of Cololabis saira (Pacific saury), 5176 nucleotides long. It is a transcript of the gene ace, whose product is annotated as angiotensin I converting enzyme (peptidyl-dipeptidase A) 1. The transcript has 25 exons. Gene Ontology annotation, molecular function: metallopeptidase activity; peptidyl-dipeptidase activity. Gene Ontology annotation, cellular component: plasma membrane. The record is from RefSeq and is a predicted model, not a curated record. The coding region runs from base 228 to 4094 and encodes 1288 amino acids. NCBI's taxonomy places the organism in Eukaryota, Metazoa, Chordata, Actinopteri, Beloniformes, Belonidae. Gene Ontology annotation, biological process: proteolysis.
UAGUCGAGUGGCGAGAGGGAGGGCUGCAGAAACUGGGCUGGGUCUAGCUGGCACUUUAAGAAAAGAAGCUCGGCUCGGCCCCUGCACAGUCCACCCGCAGCCGGGCUGCCCGAGAGGUUUAUUAGAGGAGAGCAGAUCAGGGGCGGAAGGUGAAUCCGCGCACGUCAGUGUUUUGAGACCUUUUUUUUUUUUCCCUCACCUUCAUUCUUCUCAAGUGGGAGCUAAACAUGGGUACUGGCUUGGACAGGUUAGUCUGGUCAGUGUUUCUGCUGCUGCCAGUCCUUGGUGUCUCUGAAGCGCUUCCAGCACACUGGCAGCCAGGGAACUAUGCAAACACCACCGAAGAGGCGCUCAGGUUCCUCGAUGACUACAACAGCACCGCCGAGGAGGUGUCCUUCUCCAGCGUGUCUGCCAGCUGGAACUACAACACCAACUUAACAGAACACAACUCCAAGCUUCAGAUAGCUGCAUCUCUGGAGGAACAAGCCUUCGCUGAAGCCUGGGGUAUGAAGGCCAAGCAAGUCUUCUCUCGUCAAGGGCUUGGCUCCCUUGACCCUCAAAGCAAAAAGCUGAUGGAGAAAGUCAUGGGAAUAGGUGCUGCCAACCUUCCCCAGGUUGAAAGAGAGGAGUUUAGCACCAUUCUCAGUACGAUGGACAGUAUUUAUUCAACAGCCAAGGUGCACCCACAACCUAACAUAAGCUGGAGCCUGGAACCCCAUCUCACAGAAAUUAUGGCCAACUCCAGGAGUUACAAGAGGCUCCUGUUUGCGUGGGAGGGCUGGCACAAUGCAUCAGGUGUGCCUCUCAAGGCGCAUUAUCCCAGGUUUGUGGAGCUCAGCAACAAGGCGUCGCGUGGUGACGGGUUUGCGGACACUGGAGCUGAUUGGCGCUCAUGGUAUGAGACGCCAACAUUUGAGGAGGACAUAGAAAAACUCUAUAAGACCAUUGAGCCUCUCUACCUGAACCUGCAUGCCUUUGUCCGCCGCCAGCUCUACAAACACUAUGGUCCCAAAUAUAUCAACCUCAAAGGACCAAUCCCUGCUCACCUGUUGGGAAAUAUGUGGGCCCAAACUUGGAACAACAUUUACGAUAUGAUGAUCCCAUAUCCUGACAGACCCAACCUGGAUGUGACGAAUGCGAUGCUCAAACAAGGCUACAAUGCCACACACAUGUUUCAUGUGGCUGAAGAUUUCUUCACAUCCCUGGGGUUGAAGGAAAUGCCUACGGAGUUCUGGGAAGAAUCCAUGCUUGUUAAGCCUGAUGACCGAGAGGUUGUGUGCCACGCGUCUGCCUGGGACUUUUACAACCGCAAAGACUUCAGGAUUAAACAGUGCACUACGGUGACGAUGGAACAACUCUCCACUGUACACCACGAGAUGGGCCACAUCCAGUAUUACCUGCAGUACAAGGACCAACCUGUGGGUUUCCGCCGUGGAGCCAACCCUGGUUUUCAUGAAGCAAUUGGGGAUGUUUUGUCUCUUUCCGUUACAACACCCAAGCAUCUGCACACCAUUGGACUGCUCGACUCUGUGACUGCUGACCCUGAAACUGACCUCAACUACCUGCUGAAGAUGGCGCUGGAGAAGAUAGCCUUCCUUCCCUUUGGCUACCUCAUUGACCAAUGGAGAUGGAGUGUGUUUAGUGGACGCACCCCUCCGGAGCGCUACAACUCUGAGUGGUGGUACCUCAGAACAAAAUAUCAAGGAAUCUGCCCACCCACCGCACGUACAGAGGAGCACUUUGAUCCUGGAGCAAAAUACCACAUCCCUGGUAACACACCAUACAUCAGGUAUUUUGUCAGUUUCAUUCUACAGUUCCAGUUUCAUGAAAAACUAUGCCAGGCGGCCAAUCACGUAGGCCCUCUGCAUACAUGCGACAUCUACCAAUCUAAAGAAGCGGGAGCCAUUUUACAGAAAGUCCUUCAGGCUGGGUCUUCCAAACCUUGGCCUGAUGUGCUGCAGGACGCUAUAGGCACCAGGGAGAUGGAUGCUACUUCACUAAUGAGAUAUUUUGAACCUGUAAUUAAGUGGCUGGAAGAACAAAAUGUGAAUGAAACUUUAGGAUGGCCUGAAUUCAACUGGGUCCCACCCAUCCCUGAGGGUUACCCUGAAGAUAUUGACAAAAAUACAGACGAGCUUCAUGCAAAGACAUUCCUGAAAGAGUACAACUCCACAGCUGAAGUGGUGUGGAAUGCGUACACAGAGGCCUCCUGGAAGUACAACACGGACAUCAAUGAUGCUAAUGAGGCGGCCAUGCUUGAGAAAAACCUGGCAAUGUCAGCGCACACCCUGGAGUAUGGACUGAAGGCUCGCCAGUACGACACCACUGAUUUCCAGGAUGUUUUGGUCAAACGCAUAAUUGAAAAACUCAGUGACAUUGAAAGGGCAGCACUCUCCUCAACAGAGCUGGUGGAGUAUAACACACUUUUGUCUAACAUGGAGAAGAAGUACAGUGUGGCUGAGGUUUGCCGAGCUAAUGGCACAUGCCAUCCUUUGGAUCCAGAUCUCCAGAAAAUCAUGGCGGAGUCCAGAGAUUAUGAUGAAUUGUUAUUCGCCUGGAAAGGAUGGAGAGAUGCUGCUGGCAAAGUACUUCGUCCGGAGUAUGAAAGAUAUGUUAAACUGGCCAACAAAGCUGCAACACUCAAUGGUCACUCUGAUAAUGGGGCUUUCUGGCGGUCCCUGUAUGAAACCCCAACGUUUGAAGAAGACCUGGAAAGUCUGUGGAAGGAACUAGAGCCGCUCUAUCAGAACGUCCACGCCUAUGUACGCAGGGCUCUGUACAAGAAAUAUGGUGGCAAAUACAUUAACCUAAAGGGACCCAUUCCUGCUCAUUUACUGGGCAACAUGUGGGCACAGUCAUGGUCUGGCAUCAUGGAUUUGGUCAUGCCGUACCCAGAUGCCACGCAAGUUGAUGCCACGCCGGCCAUGCUGGCACAGGGCUGGAAUGCCACCAGGAUGUUUCAGGAAUCAGACAGAUUUUUUACUUCUUUGGGUCUGCUGCCAAUGCCACAGGAAUUCUGGGACAAAUCCAUGCUAGUAAAACCUGAUGGACGCCAGGUGGUGUGCCACGCUUCUGCAUGGGACUUCUAUAACCGAAAAGACUUCAGAAUAAAACAGUGCACUGUUGUGACAAUGGACGACCUGAUCACCGUGCACCAUGAAAUGGGCCAUGUACAAUACUUCCUGCAGUACAAAGACCAGCCUGUGUCCUUCCGUGAUGGAGCCAACCCGGGCUUCCACGAGGCCAUCGGUGAUGUGCUCGCCUUGUCAGUUUCCACACCCAAACAUCUGCAGAGCAUUGGCCUCCUGGACAAAGCUGAGAACAACCAUGAGAGUGACAUCAACUUUCUGAUGAGCAUGGCACUUGACAAGAUUGCCUUCCUACCUUUUGGCUACCUGAUGGACCAGUGGCGGUGGAAGGUAUUUGAUGGACGUAUCCCACCAACGGAGUAUAAUAAAGAAUGGUGGAACCUCAGAAUGAAGUACCAAGGACUGUGUCCACCUGUGGACCGCGCUGAAGAUGACUUUGACCCAGGUGCAAAGUUCCACAUCCCUGCAAAUGUUCCCUACGUCAGGUAUUUUGUUAGCUUCAUCGUUCAGUUUCAGUUCCAUAAAGCUCUGUGUGACGCUGCAAACCAUGUUGGGCCUCUGCACACCUGUGAUAUUUACAAAUCUCAAGAAGCUGGAAAGUUGUUGGGUGAUUUGAUGAAGCUUGGUUUCAGCAAACCGUGGCCUGAAGCCAUGGCCAUGAUUACUGGCCAGUCCAAAAUGACUGCCCAACCCCUCAUGGAUUAUUUCCAACCUCUCAUCCAAUGGCUGGAGGAGGAGAACAACAAGAACAAAGAUGUUCGUGGAUGGCCCGAGUACAACUGGAAACCUUCAACUUCUGCAGUUGAAGAACCUAAGGAUGAUGUUAAUAAAGUGCACUUCCUUGGGAUGAGUGUGGACAGCGCAGCUGCCGUAGCUGGCCAGUGGGUCUUGUUGGUCAUCGGUGUGGUCCUCUUGCUGGCCACCAUCCUGCUCCUCUACAAGUACAGGAAGUCAAAAAAGCCUGGAAAGUCUUCGUCCACAAUGGAACUCAGGCAAAAAGACUAGAUGGUGGUGGUGAUGGCUGAAGGCCCGACUUACUGUAACUACCAGAAAACCAACCUCAAUGUGAGCAUCAAUAUUUUUAUGUACUUCUCAACUUCAGAACAAAUUUUCUCUUGGGACACUCCAUAUCGGUUUUCUUUAUUUUAUUAUUUUUUUUAAUUUCCCCUACCUCAUCUUUUUUUCAUACUUAAUUUAUACUUUUUUCUCAACUGCUUAGUUGUGUUUUUUAACUGCCUGAAAUUGCCCCAACGUAAUACAAAAUACAGCACUUUUUUAAAGUCGUGCCGAUUUGGUUACAUAAUACCACGUCAUCACAUUUAGACAGAAUUGGGGAAAAAGAGCUUUAUGCUUAUUUUUCUUUUCAUGUCAUGGUGACAUUUAUGUAACGUCUAAGUGUACAUAAACAUUUUACCAUUCAGUCUUGAAUAGUACAUAUUGUACAAGUAAUUUAAAUGUUGGCAUUUAAAAUGAUUAUUGAAAUGUACAGUAUUAUAGUCAGUACUAUAGUAUUGCAAGAGUAUUUCUCUGCUUUUUGUUCCACAUGUGACUUGUUUUUUUUCCCUUUUAAUAUGCACAAUGGGGCAUUUUCUUACCUGAGUUAUGUUCUUGCCAGUGUUGAAUUACAACACUGUUGGUCUUAAAACUUCACAAAUACCCACAAAUGUUUGUUCUAGAUGAAAAGAAAACUCAAAUUUGUUGUUAAGUGUGUGCUUAUGGACGAGAUCCAGGUUCACACCACAUCCUUAGAAAGUCCAAUCUGAUGCACCUAACAUAUCAAAAUAAAUCUGUUGUGAUAUAUCAUUCUCAUAAGGUUUGUAUAUUUCUUUAGUUAUAACUGGCAUAUUAAUAUUUUUUACAUCAAUAAAACAAUCAAAAAACUGAGGUAAAACUUGUUGACAUUGAUCCUUGAGUGGCCCUCUUGUUUUUUGUCUAUCGUACAUUUACUUGUUCUGCUAGUUUUGUAUAUUUGCUGUAUACACUUAGACUAAAUGUGUUGUUUUUUUUGUCUAUGCUAAAGAAAAUGUCAAUUUUUGUAAUUUAUUUGUAAUAAUUGAAUGUUAAUGGAGUAAAUGUUUUAAAAUGAA